This is a messenger RNA of Temnothorax curvispinosus, 3958 nucleotides long. Its product is annotated as atrial natriuretic peptide-converting enzyme-like. Gene Ontology annotation, molecular function: serine-type endopeptidase activity; protein binding. Gene Ontology annotation, biological process: proteolysis. Lineage: Eukaryota; Metazoa; Arthropoda; Insecta; Hymenoptera; Formicidae. Bases 1135 to 3462 code for a protein of 775 amino acids. The transcript has 13 exons. The record is from RefSeq and is a predicted model, not a curated record.
UCGUUUAAAAUGCACGACAAUUUUAGAAAUCGCAAUUAUUGUUUUUUUUUUUUAUGGAUCGAAGUUACGUGACUUUGUGUAAUGACAUUUCUUACAUAUUUUGAACCUAUUCUAAGUAAAUGUUAAACAUGAUAUCUAUUUUUCAAAGAAGCAUCGAAACAAUUUAUAAAUCGAAACAUCGACGAAUCGAGUACAGCCGUCGGUCGUAGGUGGACAUUAAAGGAUCGUCCACUUUGAUAUUAAUAUGUGCUGCAGGAAAAUAAUUUCAGCGAAUACUUUCACUUGUCCAGGCUCGGCGAGAACGCUCGCGGUGUCCCGAGGUAAGACGUUACAUGACGCCGACACGCACAAUUUGUCGCGGGGGACCGUCUUCGUUUUCUUCUCUUCGCUUCUCUCCACUUCUUGGUCGCGGAGAAGGGUGCCACUUACGGCGCCACGUCGGGUCAUCAAUCGCUGGCUCGACUCUCGCACGGCGCGGCGUAUUAUACAUCAGCGGCCGCCUCGAAGAGUCGAAGGCCCGCGUUAACGGUUGUUUCUUAACGCGACACGGAGGAAAGGAGGCUUGUGUCCCUCGAGGAGCCGUGUGUUUCUUCGAGUACUACGGAAGGCGCGUUAAGAAUCAGUCUGCUCGUCGAAGCGGCCACUGUCACUUCCGGGCAGCUGUCGGCCGAGGGUAGUCGACUCUUGGCCCGAACACGAAGGCAGCGUUUUGUGCGGUGGGAUCAGCGUGAAUUUUCUUGGACUGAGUGACCGAAUUCUAUAAAAAAAAAGGUCUUUUGAUUUCCAAGGAAUAAAAACCUGCUAUCGGCACGCGAAGCGCGAAGAUUAGGUGGUUCUACUGGAUUUGGGAAUUGAGUAUCUGUCUCGCAAGCAGCGAAUGGGACGCUAAUAUCUCUGAAGCGGAAAGCGGCAGGCCUGCGGGAGAUGUAUCUUGCCGAUAUCCAGGUUUGCGGUUCUUAAUAAAAAAAAAAAAAACGGACAAUUGAUCAUCUUCGGUCAUCCAUCACCAUUGAUACGCGCGUACGCUCCACGAGGAAAAGAAAUCCGCGAUGAUCCCCGUGACUCCUCGAGCCGGCCAAAUUCUGGAGGAGCGCUGACGAAGCGCGGGAGUGCGCGAUCGCAGGCAGAAAAAAAAUGACCGUCGCGAUGGAGCACAAGCGGAAGAGCUCGUGGGACUCGAAGAUUUCAGUGAGCACGGUGAGCACCCGAAGAUUCAGCCGUGCCGGUACACCAAGCUCGAUCCUAUCGUCCGACAGCGACAUUCGUUUCACAAGGAAGCUCGGCGGGCAGUAUCGCUGCGGAUGCUGCGUCCUCGCCGCUUUCUUAUUCUUCCUCCUCUUCUCGGGUAUUUCCAUAUACCUCGGCUACACAUUCCUCACGUCGGAUCCACCUGGGGAUCAGAUAUUUCUCGCGACAUUCCGAGUUACCAAAGGCGAUUCCUUCACCGCGGAGUUGGCUGAUCCCUCUACCGAGGCCUUCCGGAUACGAUCGCGAGAGUACCGCGACCGCCUUAAUCUUAUCUUCCGUCGCAGCUGGCUGAAAUUAUCAUUCCUCGCAGCGGACGUUCUGGCACUCGACGGGGUGGAAGGCCGAGAUUUGGUGGUGCACUUUGACGUAAGGUUUGACCCGCGAUAUCAAACUAUAACUACCGGGAAUAUCGUGGACAUUCUAUCGCGAGAAUUGAAUCCUGAAACCUCGCGGUACCUGGCGAAUCUGACGAUCGAGGCAAAGAGCCUCGAAGUGCAGGAAAGUCUGAAGGCCCUCAACGCGCAGAGCAGUCCGCAGUCGACCGUCUCGACGUUACCGCCGACAACGACGGCCCCUCCGCCAAGAAGAUGCAGCAAGCUGGACUUGUCCUACUGCAAACAUCUGCCUUAUAAUAUCAGCUCAUACCCGAACAUGUUGGGACAUAGAUCGUUGGCGGAUGUCCAGGAGGAUGUUAUCGCUUUUAGAGAAUUGGUGGACGCGGAAUGCUACCCAUUGGCUUACGACUUCGUCUGCCAAGUACUGCAGCCUGCGUGUCGAUCGAGUCAACCGGAGGAUCUGCUGCAACUGCCUUGCAGGAGCUUCUGCAGGGAGUUCUGGAAUGGGUGCGGCAGUCGUCUCCCCGAGAAGAUAAAACACGCCUUGGAUUGCUCCAACUUUCCGGAGUAUGCCGGUCCUGGUAGUUGCAGGCCGAAGCCAGGAUGCGUGCAGGCGCUUCAGUCGAAAGCUUUAUCUCCAAGGAUUUGCGACGGCGUGAUUGAUUGCCCAGAUCUUUCUGAUGAAAAGAAUUGCGCCUACUGCCAGGAUGGUUACAUGCAUUGCGGAGUAGGAAGAAGCUGUGUGCCACAUACGAAGCGAUGUGACGGCAAGAUGGACUGUCCGAACGGCAGCGACGAAAAAGAUUGUCUAUUCUUGGCGCCGAGCGUCCACGAGCUAAAAUCGCAAUCCUGGAGCACGCCGCACGUUGCGAAGUACAACAAAGAGGGGUACGUCGUAUUCAAUGAGAAAGGUACCAUCGGCAAACUUUGUACGGCGAAUUUAAACGCCACUCUACCAGAAACGGAGAUGGAUAAUGUUCUCCAAACAGCAGCAAGCUCAUUGUGUACUCUACUCACAUAUACUGGCGUAGCUUCCGUCGAAGUAAGAACUGAUGACGAAGAGGAUGUCCCGUACGUGUACAUGGAAGAUCCCUCAGCACCGGAAAUCACAUUCGUCCGGGCUCCUUGCCCCAGCAAGGAAGUUCUGUACGUCCGCUGUUCUGAUCUCGAGUGCGGAAUACAAUCUCUACGUGCUAAUGGCGGUACUAAUGGUCUGAAUAAGAUAGCAGAACCUGGCGAUUGGCCUUGGCAUGUUGCACUCUUCAAGGAAGGAGUUCACGUUUGCGAUGCCACUCUCGUGGCAGACAAUUGGUUGCUCACAACCGCGUAUUGCUUCCAAGGUCAACCGAAAGCGGAAUGGUCGGCUCGACUUGGAGUUGUACGACUUUCGAGCACGUCACCCUGGGAACAAGAACGCAGAAUCGUCGGUAUGAUCAAAUCACCGGUGGAGGGCACGACCGUUCUGGUGAAGUUAGAUAGACCGGUGACGACCUUUUCGGACUUCGUGAGACCGGUUUGCCUGCCCUCCAGCGAGGAUCCACCGAGCAACACAUCGCAAUGCAACACUCUUGGUUGGGCGAGAAAUCGCGAUGUGUUACAAAGGGUACAACUCAAACAAAGUGCAAUGGAGAAAUGCGAAAAUAUCAGUAUCCCUUCAGUGAACAGUGUCUGUACCGAGCAAGCAUAUUCUACAGACGAUUGCAACGAAGAAGAACUCGCCGGCAGUUCGAUGCUGUGCCUUCAAGAGGAUGGUCGGAGAUGGGCGCUGACGGGUAUCGGUAGCUGGAGGAUAGCUUGCUCGAAGGACGGCCUCGAGAGACCUCGGUUGUACGAUAAAAUUUCGUCGCAUAUCGAUUGGAUAAAGGCUACCAUUGGUUGAGAAAUCCGUUUACGAGUUAAGACCUGUCUGAACGUACCGCGAACGAGACAUAUGCUCGACACAUGACGGAUCCCGGACGAAAAAUAUGACCGUUGUACUAAAACAUGGGACUGAUGUCGAAAUUGUGAUAGAAAUUUCUAAACUGUUACGCGCGGAGAAUUGUUACUGUACGCCGAUAGAGACUCAAUCACAUCCGUUUUGCACGAAUAUACAUAUAUCGUUACAUAUUGUUAUCAAUACAUGAUUUUAUCAGGUACGACGUAUCCUGUUACUGAUCACCGGAACGUGCAAUCGUAUUCUUGUAAAUACCUAACGUCUUCUUUAUGUCUAGGAUGAAAGUCCUUCGUUACCGUGGCAUAAUUUUUUAACUUAUUUUUCUCGCUCUACAUUUAUUCUACCAUGCGUAUACAUAGUUGCUUUGUAUGUUAUCUCCUAGAUUCAUAUCAUUAUUUUAGCAAUUACGAUGCAUCUAUACGUUUGUAAGAUCGUUUACACA